Messenger RNA from Oppiella nova, 5580 nucleotides. Lineage: Eukaryota; Metazoa; Arthropoda; Arachnida; Sarcoptiformes; Oppiidae. The record is from the annotation of a GenBank genome assembly.
AUGUUAUCAAUAAUUGACAAGUUUGCGAGACUGCGGGACACGAGUGCACCGAAGGGUCCGUUUGUCUUACACGACGGCCCGCCCUAUGCCAACGGUUCCCUCCAUUUCGGUCACGCCAUCAAUAAAGUGUUCCUCAAAGACAUGAUAUGUCGGCGAAAGUUAUUGGAAGGCUUUGAGGUGUCGUACCUCCCGGGCUGGGACUGUCACGGACUGCCCAUUGAACUGAAAGCCGUCUCCAAAGACUCGCAGAUAACAGACGCCAUUGAGAUACGAAAGAAAGCCAAACAAUUGGCACUUAAUGUGAUCUCAGAGCAUAAGACUUGUUUCAGAAAUUGGCAAAUACUAGGCGAUUGGGACCACCCUUAUCUCACUUUUAAUUCAAAUUAUAUAAGCAAUCAAUUGAAGGCAUUCCACACUCUGUUAGAUAGUGGUCUUGUCUUCCGCUCCCAUUCGCCGGUCUAUUGGACUCCUUCUGGACGGACAGCUUUGGCCGAAGCAGAGCUUCAAUACAAUGACAAACACGUCUCGCAAUCAGUUUUUGUCAAAUUCAACAUAACAUCAGUUCCGGACAUUCUUCACAAAUAUAGUGAUAUAUCGGCUCUCAUUUGGACGACCACUCCCUGGACUUUACCCGCAAAUCAAGCCAUUGCUUACUCGCCAAAUAUAGACUAUUGUGUGGUUAUUAUCAGUCAAUUAUGCGAUGAAAAUCUUUUAGUGGCAAAGGAUUUGAUUCCUUCUUUAGAAGAAGAAUUUAAGUCUAAAAUUGUGAUCAAAGAAGUGAUUAAUGGAUCAAAUUUGAAGGGAAUUACAUAUAAAAAUCCCAUUUCAUUAAAUGACGAAAUUCUACCAUUUCUUGAGAGUCAAUACGUGACUACAACUAAAGGGACCGGUUUAGUGCAUACGGCACCCAACCAUGGAGUGGAUGACUAUAAACUUAUCACCAAAAAUAAUAUUCCAUUGAAAGAGUGUAUUGUCGAUGAGAAGGGCUGUUUUGUCUCCACUUCUAAUCCAUUAUUAGAUAAUAAGUUUGUUCUGAGCGAAGGAAAUGAUAUGAUAAUCAACUUAUUAGGAAAGGCACUUCUUUACAAACACGACUACAUUCAUAGCUAUCCCUAUGACUGGAGAUAUAACGAACCGGUGAUUGUGAGGGCCAGUCCUCAAUGGUUUCUCAACAUAGAGUCCAUUAGAGAAGAGUGUGUGAAAGCGCUGGAAGACGUGGUAUUCUAUCCCGACUUCUAUAAGGAAUACCUAAUCAAUCAAUUGAUUGUAAGACCCAAUUGGUGUAUAUCUCGUCAGAGGUCAUGGGGUGUCCCCAUCCCUGUCUUCUACAUGAAAGAUGAUAAACAAUAUAAAACUCCAAUAUUUUCAAAGCGAAUAUUGGAUCACAUUUUAGAUGUGUUUGAAGAGAAAGGGUGUGAUGUGUGGUGGCUAUGGACUGUGGACCAAUUAGUUCCCAAACAUCUGCUUGAAAAUGAUCUGAAGAUUUGUUCAAAUGAUUUGGUGAAAGGAAAAGACAUUUUGGACAUUUGGUUUGACAGCGGCAACAGUUGGAAUGCAGUGCUCAAUGAGCCCAAAGUGGCGGACAUGUAUUUGGAGGGUUACGACCAAUUGCGCGGUUGGUUCCAGUCUUCACUCAUAUUAAGUGUUGCGCUCAGAAAGUGUCCGCCGUUUAGAUCAGUUAAGAUUCAUGGCUUCGCACUCGACGGUAACGGCAAUAAAAUGUCCAAAUCUCUUGGCAAUGUAAUCGAUCCAAACGAUGUGAUUGAGAACACAAAAGAUGCCAAUAAUUGUGGAUCCGAUGGCUUCCGGUGGUGGACAGCAAAGCAUGCCUCACAUCAUAAGGACGAAAAGGUUUCUAUGAAUUCAUUCAACGAAACUCUUGUCUCACUCAAUGGUAUUCGACGUACCAUUCGGUUCCUGAUCGGAUCCCUUCAUGACUUCUCGCCAUCGAAAGACAUUCGCCUUUUGUCUGAUUUGAAUACUUUAGACAAAUAUGUGUUACAUUUGUUGCACCACUACUUGAAUGACUUGCAAAUGGAUUUCAAUGACUACCGAUUCAGUAAAGUAAUCAAUUCGUCUCAAGAAUUUAUAAUCAACAGAAUCGCCGGCUUUUAUUUCUCGCGAAUCAAACACCGCUUGUUUUGCGAACACAAGACAUCACUUCGCCGAAGAACCUGUCAAACGGUUCUCUUGUAUUUAUACAAUUCAAUUGUCUUCCAAUUGGCGCCUAUAUUACCGCAUAUUAUGACAGAAGCCUUCAAUCACCGGCCAAUUGAUUCACAAUUUAUUCAUAACAACAACGAUUGGAAUCAACCGAAUAUAGAGGAAGACAUGCAACUCGUGCUGUCGAUGACUGAUCUCAUUAACAAGCAAUUGUUUGGUAAAAAUAUGGUUAAAUAUGACUGCUUUAUAAGCACUGACACAACUGGACUCAAGAAUUUAUCGUUAUUCCAAAAGGACACGAAUUCAAUGGAUUCUGAUUUGUGUGAAAUACUGGGCACGUCUUCAGUGAUGUAUAGCGAGUCAAAAGCGCCACAAAGGGAUGGCAUCACUUUGAACGGAUACGACAUACAGCCACCCAUCGAAGCCAACCCUGUCAUCAAUGCCUACAAUGAUGUGCGGUUUGACGUAUGCUAUCAAAUGAUGUCCAGACGUGUUGUCGGAGUGAUUGUCAGGAGUGGUCGCAAACAGACCAACAAUUUUCUUGUAGUUAUCACUCAUUUCCUAUUAUCCGUACAUAUGUAUGGCAUGAGUGAGCCCACCGUAUAUCAUGCGUUAGUCGUUAUAUUCCUCGAGUUCUUCGCGUGGGGUCUUCUCACCACUCCUAUGAUUACGGUGUUGAAUGAGACGUUUCCGGACCAUACAUUUCUUAUGAAUGGAUUAAUUGUUGGCAUCAAAGGCUUCUUAUCCUUCCUGAGCGCACCCCUCAUCGGCGCUCUGUCUGACCUCUGGGGCCGAAAGUUUUUUCUAUUAUUAACGGUAUUCUUCACGUGUUGUCCCAUUCCUCUGAUGCGAUUGAAUACAUGGUGGUAUUUCGCGAUGAUAUCCCUGUCCGGUGUGUUUGCGGUCACCUUUUCAGUGGUGUUCGCAUACGUGGCUGACGUGACCACUGAGCACGAGAGGAGUUCCGCCUACGGACUGGUUUCGGCCACAUUUGCGGCCAGUCUGGUAACGUCCCCCGCGUUGGGCGCAUACCUGAGCGCUGUAUACGGCGAUAAUCUAGUCAUUUUGUUAGCCACACUCAUAGCUGUCUUAGAUGUACUGUUCAUCCUAUUCUUCGUUCCCGAAUCAUUGCCUGAAAAGCUUAGGAUGAAGUCGAUCUCAUUGUGGGAAACCGCUGACCCGUUCGCCUCAUUGCGUAAAGUGGGUAAAGACACCACUCUUUUAAUGCUGUGUUUGGCUGUCUUUCUCUCAUACCUGCCCGAAGCGGGUCAGUACUCGUGUUUCUUCGUUUACUUGAGACUUGUUAUGAACUUUUCUGCCGAAGACGUGGCGCUCUUUAUUGCAGUCGUUGGCCUGUUAUCAGUUGUGGCACAGACUGCGAUGUUAUCGAUGCUAAUGAAGACAUUUGGCAGUAAAAACACGAUAAUGUUUGGCCUUCUGUUGGAAAUGCUUCAACUCAUGUGGUAUGGGUUCGGCUCUCAGACUUGGAUGAUGUGGACGGCAGGCAUUGUGGCCGCACUCGCCUCCAUAACUUAUCCGAGUAUAAGUGCCUAUUCCUCGAUGGGUGCCGACGCCGACAAACAGGGCCUCGUCCAGGGACUCAUCACUGGAAUCAGAGGAUUGUGUAAUGGUUUGGGUCCAGCCGUCUAUGGCUUUGUGUUUAAUUUAUUUAACGUCGAUUUGACGCAUAAUGUGCCAGUUGUGGGCCAAUACCCGGGCGGCGGUGAGAGGGGCGCUCUCAUAAUGAACGAGCAUUUAGUGAACUCUAGCAUUCAUUCAUUUAAUAUACCGGAGAACCCACUGAUCCCCGGCCCUCCCUUUGUUUUCGGGGCUUUUUUAGUGUUUUUGGCAAUCCUUGUGACUGCGAUCGGCAUUCCUGAACUCAUUCAAUAUCCGUCUCAACACAACAGUGAGAGUAACCAACACAACAACACCGGCAGAACGGGCUCUAAAUACUACUACACAUCAAUGCAAUACCAAAGGGGGGACAACCAGUGCGUCGGCUCUAACGGUAUGGACGGGAAGGGGAGUCCAUUAGGAAGUGCCGACGAGGAUAACAUAAACACUUCCCUUAAAUCUAUUACUAGUCCUCUGAGGAAGAAUGAGGACAAGAGUUUGGUCCGUUAUUUGCAUCCAUCAGACCAUGAGUUAAGACAAAUGAUUGGUUUGACUAAAAAUGCCAACAAAUCUAAGAACCGAAAAGAAAACAAAGAACCAAAAGAGAGUACAUUUAAUGUACCCAAAGAUAUAUCUCUUACCCUUGAGGCCAAACCUCUGGAACUGAUAGAUGUGAUCCAAUUGCCAUACUAUGCAGAACUUCAAUGGCUUAUAGACUUUGGAGUCUAUGCUCUCAUUAUAUACUUUUUGACCGAAUUUUACUACUUUUUAGUGCCGAAUAUGGCCUUCAGUUUAAAAAUUUUGUUCUCAAUAACCGGCCUUUACUUCAGAGGCGGUGACGAAGCAAUAGGCGAGAGGUCUCUGACUAUAGUUUCUGGAUCUCUAUUCUUCUUGACGGCAAUGAUUGUCUUAAUCGCUGACGAAAACUUCUUGGAGUUUGGAUUAGUUCCGGCCUAUAAGAGCUUUAAUGAAAGUGCUUUUAAAUUACUAGAAACUCAUGCAAUUAGUGAAAGCAUGGGUAGUGGACCGACAUCUCUGCUUAUGGUUAAGUUCUUUUUGUCCAUUUGGUGCGCUAUUAUCGGCGCUUUCUUUACAUUUCCGGGACUCCGGAUCUCCAAAAUGCAUUUCGACGCCAUUAAGUACUCGUCCAAUGAUCCCGUCUCUCUAGUUCUACUGAAUCUGAGUUUUAUUUCUCCACUUUUCAUAAUACUUUUAUGGAUCAAACCCAUUGCCAGGAACUACUUGACGGUCAAGACGUGGUCGUCGAGAGGCACGAUAAUGAGUUCCGAUAGUUUCGAAACGACACGAAUUGUGGUAAUACUGGUUGUGUUGGCGUUGAGAGUGUUUCUCACGCGACGAUACCUUCAAUCCUAUCUGAAUAUCGCACCACAAAAGCUGACACUAAUGAAGAAGGAAAGGGGGCGCAUCACUAAUGUCGACCUCCAGAAAUUGAUCGCGAGAGUCUUUCAUUACUUAUGUGUCGUAACUCUUCAAUACAUUUCUCCGCUAUUUAUUUGUCUGUUUAUGACACUAAUAAUGAAGACUUUAGGCAAUUAUUCGUGGAUUACAGUGUCGAGUACCCCCGAUAUGCCUCCCAUAGCCAUGAAUGUGGAGCAGACCGGUCCUCAGUUGACUUUAGCCCUAUUGAAGAGUGUAUUCAAUCCAGUAGUUUUGCGAGGACUCACGGGAUUCAUGGUGUGGUGGUUGUGCUCCGUAUGGUUUGCUACCUCUGCCAUUGGCUUUGUAUAUCAUUCAUACUUUUUGUGAUAUUAGAAAUCAUUAACCAAUUUUCAAUAAACC